This is a messenger RNA of Polychytrium aggregatum, 1476 nucleotides long. Its product is annotated as mitochondrial biogenesis AIM24-domain-containing protein. The record is from RefSeq and is a predicted model, not a curated record. Lineage: Eukaryota; Fungi; Chytridiomycota; Chytridiomycetes; Polychytriales. Gene Ontology annotation, biological process: inner mitochondrial membrane organization. The coding region runs from base 162 to 1415 and encodes 417 amino acids. The transcript is spliced from 8 exons. Gene Ontology annotation, cellular component: mitochondrial inner membrane.
CUCCCGCGAGCCGCUGAUUCAAGGUACGGGUCGGCUUGAUACACGGAGCUCCAGGAGCGAGGACACCAGUGAAUGCUGGCCAGGCUGCUGUUCGCUGGCUGGGCAACAUACCCCUCCAACCCUGUUCAUCAACCAUUCUCCACCUUCCCGACGAACGACAGAUGAUUGCUCCUGCUGCGAGAGCCUGCCUCAGAAACCGCACUGCCGCCCAAGGCAUCCGGUCCAUUACGACAAUCCAGCGCCCUGUCGCCACAGCCGAGCCCGAGGAUCCCCUCGUCAAUGGUAAUCAUCAACCCCUGUCGACCAACCCGACAGUUACACUCUCGCAUGGGCAGCAGCUUUCUUGUCCAUUGGCACCAAGAGCAGAGUCCUGUUGCAUAUGCACGCCGACGUGCCCUGGACUGGACCGAUCAUCGCAACCCGCUGCGAUAUCCGAUCAGAUCUUGACAGCCAACUCUCCCACUCCGUCGGAUUUUACUCCAGUGCAUGCUGCCUCCAAGUGGAUUCAGCCUCCUUCGGAACCAGAGCCGCAGCUCAAGGUGCUUCAGCCCGAUCAUGCCGGAUCGCUGCUUCUUGCUGCCCUCCCUCCGUCCUCGCACAUCAUCACCGGAUUCUCGACCAGCAUCGGAUACUCCUCGAAUAUUAUCUCAUCGCUCUCCAGAGAAGGCGGCUGGUCCGAAUCGGUUUCCCGAAAGGCUGCUGGUGGCCCGCUGUUCUUCCAACAGUACACGGCCCGGGACUCUGCUGGCGACGUGCUGAUCACGCCAAAGUCGUUUGGCAGCAUCGACAUUGUGAGCCUGGACGGCUCGCGUGAGCUCUAUAUACGCCGAAAGAACUUUCUUGCAGCCACCCCUCACAUCGCUGUCGACAACCGUCUCCGUGCCUUUGGACUGAGCGUCGACGGCCUGUUCAACUACAAGGUCAGCGGCAGAGGACAGCUUGCACUGCAGAGCUGCGGUACACUCUACCGCAUCCAUCUCAAGUCUGGCGAGCAGUACAUCGUGCAUCCUAGCUACAUUGUUGGCUGGGACACCUCCGUCGAAACCACUCCUCUGGUCGCACCGUCGACACCGCAUGUGGCUCUGGAACAGGCUGCAAAGACACAGGCUCAAGAUGCCACUGCCUCUGCCUCUGCCUCUACCUUGGCCAGUCGCAUCGGCGAGUCGAUUACAGGCUAUGCCCGUGCUGUCAAACACAGCUCGGUGCGAACAGUCCUCUGGGUCCUCUGGGCCGUCCGAGCCAGAGUCAAAGCCGCUCUCGAUGGCGACAAGGGACUCUACCGCCUCGAAGGGCCAGGCGACAUCUAUAUCUCGUCCCAUGCCGAGUCAUCGUCGUACAUCUCCAAAAUACUCACGACUCCCAGCCUCAACGAGGAUCAAGCUCGCGCCGUUGCCGAGCAUUACAAGAAGUUGUAGAGUGGACCACGCAACCGGGCCAUCGGGAAAGUCUCUGGUUGUCAAUUAUUCGCAACUGCUA